AUGAGGGGUGCUCUCGCGCUCCUCGUCCUCGCUGUGUCAGCAGCGGCGGACCAGCUGUCCUUGCAUCGACCCACAACACAACCUACAAAGCUCGGCGAUGACGUCCACGCAAUGGGCGACACCCUCACGACCGUGCUGUCGGCAUCGGAACAGCACGGUACCUUUAUCCACCUCCUCCAACGCGCCAAGCUCAUCCCCAUGCUGAGCCGCCUCAACGGAUCCGUGUUCGCGCCGACGGACAAGGCCUGGGCGGCGUGGGAGGAGACCCACCGGCCAGCCGGGGACGGGCGGAGCGGUGGCUGGCUCGGCUCCGCGGGACUCGCCGAGUGGCUCGUGUCCACCGACGAGGCCGAGGCGGCUCUGUCUGCGCGUAUCGCCGCGUCGCCCGGGAGUGCCGAAGAAGAGAUCCGCACCGAGAGCGACAACCAGAACUGGGCACUGCAGCAGCACCUGCUGUACCACAUGCUCAACUAUACCCUCACCGAGGACGAGUGGGAACGCUCGCUCGGCACGACCGAGACGUCUCUCCUCCACCCGCUCGGCGACCGGCCACCAAACCCCGUCCCGGGAAACCCGUGGACUCCGGUCCCCACCGAUGGACUGCUGGGUGCACAUGGACAGCGGAUCCGCGUCGACCGGCCCGGAAGCGAGCAUGGUGGCGACCGCGGUCGAAUUGGUGUCAACCACCUCGGCGACGGCGGCGCUGGCGUCUGGGACGGCAGUGGAUGGAAGGAGCCCGACAAUGGCAGCCACCACUUGAAGGACCAGGACGACGGCAAGAAGAAGAAGCCGGUCGGCUUGCGAUGGGUACCCAACGGCGUCGUGGUCGGCCUCGACGGCGUACUCGAGCCCCCCAAGAGCCUCGUCGAGACGAUCCGCAGCCUCCCGCAGCUGUCCUACCUGGCCAAGCUCCUCGAUUCGCCCGAACCCCUCCCGACCCCGCUCCCACCGUGGAUCGACAAGGCACCACAUGUCACCCUCUUUGCGGCCAGCGACGAUGCCUUCGAGGCGGCGUUUGACGACGUCGAGCGCUCGUACCUGGAAGGAGGGUAUGGUGGCGAGAGCUUCAACCGCGUCCUGGGCCCGAGCAUCCUCCUUGCGAUCGAUCGCGAUGUGGGCUGGAAGGAUACGUGGAGCAAGAAGCCGACGAUUGUGAAUGGCGCGCUCAACGUGUCGGCCCCGGUGGACGGCGGCCUGGUCGUCAACGGAACUGCAGCAGAGACUGUGGACAUUUUCACUUCCAAUGGUGUCAUCCAUAUCAUGCCCCGAGUCCUCGUUCCCGAGGGAUUUGAGCUGCUCAACUCGGCCGAAAAAGUGCUGUUAUCGCGCAACGCAACGCGCUUUGUGUCGCUCCUGCGUUCGGCCAACCUCUCCUCGCAGUACAUUGGCGAGCCGGGAAAGAAGAAUACCCACCAGUGGACCAUCCUCGCGCCCACCGACGACGCGAUCGAGUAUUUUGAGUUGUGGAACGGACCCGGCAUGUUGUCUCUGGAACCGCAAAGCGCCGCCGUCUCCUUUGACGACGGCGACGCUCCCGGCGAUGUUGUCAAGCCUAACCCGCCUCCGCCUGACAACUCGCCACUUGCAGCGUUGCUCAAGUACCACGUCGUCCCAGGCAAGGUAUCGCCCAAGACUCUCGAGGACGGCAUGCUGCUUGCCACCGAGCUGCGGACCGCCGCUCUCGGCGGCGAGCGCCAACGUCUCCACGUCGAGGUUUCAGGACGCUCCAAGGCUCACCCGGAAUGGGACCUGGAUGCCGGCGAGAUCCAAUUCGGGGGCGCCAUGGUCGUAGGUUCGCCAGUCAAGAGCGGCGACAGUGUCAUCUACUUUAUCUCGUCACUUCUCGCGCCCCCUCUUGAUGUCCUCCAGACCACCGUCGCCGACCUGCAGCUCUCCACUUACAUUGCGGCCGUGUAUGCUGCUGGUCUCGAGCGCACGACAAAGGCCAACCCGGGCACCACCUAUUUCGUGCCCCGCAACAAGGCAUUUGCCCAACUGGGCCUGGUCAUGAAGUAUCUCCUUCUUCCCGAGUCGCGCGACGAGCUGCGCAGGGUCCUUCGCUACCUGUCGGUGGAAAAACUCGUCUACACUCCCGACGUCGAAUCUGGCAAGACGGUUCUGCGCACGAUCCAGGGCGGCAACAUUGUCCUCGACAAACAGGGCGACAACGGCACCGUCUCACUCCAGUCCCCGUCCAAGUGGGAGGGCCAUGACUCGGGCAAGGCGUUGCCUGCCAACGGCGACCUGCGCCCAGCCAGCCUGGUGACCGACAACAUGCUCGCGGAAACUGGCGUGAUCCACAUUAUCGACAGUGUCAUCCUCCCUGCCGACGCGCAGAUGACUCCUGCAAAACUCAUUCGCGGGUCCAAGCAGCGCGUCAUGGAGGAGCUCAUGACCAAGGCUGGGUUUGGAUGGAUCCUCGAGGGUCGCGAGCCGUCCCUUGCCGAGCUCGAGCACGUGGGUCUCGAGAACGCGAUCCGGCCCCAGGGUUCUGGCUCUGACGAGGACGCUCCUGCCCCCGUCGAUCCGACCGAGCUCGCUCUCCCGGCAUACACGAUCCUCAUGCCAACCGACAAGGCAUUCUCUCGCCUGAACCUCACCCAGUACACGUCGGACCCGGACGCCUUGCUCAGUCUCCUGAAACUGCACAUCAUCCCGUCCAACCUCGGAACGCCACUGCCCAAGGCUUCCGUCGAGCACGCUCCGCGCUAUCCCCCGCGCGACGGCCUGCCCCUCGCCCUCGAGGACGAUGUCGUGUACCCGACGCUGCUGGCUCCGAGUGCACGGUAUGGUGAGCUCGCCUUUCGUGCAUGGGGUGAAAGCGAGUGGCUUGUCGGUGUCCACAAUGCGCGGUCAGGCAGCACGGACCACGGGGCGCGGACAAACGGUGCGGGCCGAUCGAGCGUGCGCUGGCGCAAGGGCCACGACGACAGCAUCUCCAGGUCCAAGGUCACCGCAGGCGACACGGAACCACAGCCCCAGCUCUGGCUUGGCGGCAUGACGCUCGGCGGCGGUGUGAUUGUCCUCGACACGGUGCUCAUUCCGUACGACCCGGGAUGGUGGGAGCGCUGGGCAUGGCUCGUGCUCACCGUCACGGGUGGCGCCGCGGGCGUGUCGGUGCUCUCUAUCUCGGUGUGGUGGUGGUACACGACCACGCGCGCCAAGCGCGAGGGUUACGAGCGCGUCGCGCAGGAAGAAGAGGAACGCGAGCAGGAAGAGGCCAACCGCCGCUGGAGGCGCAUGUCCCGUGGCGAAGGCACGACCCCGCGGCCGAGCGGCAACUUUAUCCGCAGCCGCGACGUCAAUGGCAACGGCAACGGCCAUGGUAAUGCCAUUGACAGCGACGAGGAUAUUUGA
Messenger RNA from Apiotrichum porosum, 3357 nucleotides. RefSeq lists its product as uncharacterized. Lineage: Eukaryota; Fungi; Basidiomycota; Tremellomycetes; Trichosporonales; Trichosporonaceae. Bases 1 to 3357 code for a protein of 1118 amino acids. The record is from RefSeq and is a predicted model, not a curated record. The transcript has 4 exons.